Scheffersomyces stipitis CBS 6054 is the source of this 1788-nucleotide messenger RNA. It is a transcript of the gene FRP1, whose product is annotated as Frp1p. Gene Ontology annotation, biological process: copper ion import; intracellular iron ion homeostasis; iron ion transport. The coding region runs from base 1 to 1788 and encodes 595 amino acids. The record is from RefSeq and is a predicted model, not a curated record. Lineage: Eukaryota; Fungi; Ascomycota; Pichiomycetes; Serinales; Debaryomycetaceae. Gene Ontology annotation, molecular function: ferric-chelate reductase activity. The transcript has 2 exons. Gene Ontology annotation, cellular component: plasma membrane.
AUGGCAUCUCUGAUACCCUUUGACGUACAGUAUUUUGUGGAAAAGAGUAGAAAUAAUAAGUACGAAUGGUUGGUAUUUUUAAUUACGAUAAUUUUGCUCAUACUUCAUGGAAUACUUUUCCACUGGAUACCUAUUUAUCUUCGUUCCAAGAGAACCGAAAAUUCUUUGAACAAUCCGGGGUACUUUAAGUUCCUAAAGACUUGGGAUAUCUGGACUAGCUGUAUUAAAUUAGAAAUUCCAGGUACAAAGAAGUCAAUUUAUUUCCAGCCUAGUGUGGUGCUUCUUGGUGCUUUAUUUCUAGUGAUUAAUGCCGUCUUCUGUUUUGUGGAAACUGUAGACUUAGACUAUUUACCAAGAUACUAUGUUGUUUCCAAGAGAAUUCUGAAGGUAGCAGUCGGAAGCUUGCCAACUAUAAUGCUUGCUAUUAUGAAGAACGAUUUGUUAACGUCCAUAAGCGGUUUGCAGCAUGAUAGGAUAACGUUUCUUCAUCUAUGGUUAGGCAGAAUAAUGUGGACUAUGAUUACAAUUCAUUUUAUUAUGGCUUGCAAAUAUUGGCUAGGGUUAGACUUUGUCAUAAUGAUUCUAAUUCCACCUCAAAUUUUUGGAAUGAUGGCGUACUGUAGUUUCUUCCUUUUGACUUGGGCAAGUUUGAAGUUCAUAAGAAAUUUGUCCUUCGAUGUUUUUCUUUUGCAACAUAGAGUACUUUCCUUCAUUAUGUUGUUAAUGACAUUUUUCCAUAAUCUGGGAAAUAGAGCAGCAGUCCUUAUUGCAGUUCAUUCCGUUGUAUUGGAUAGAGUUACUUCCAACAUUAUUAGUUUCGUUCACAAAAGAAAAUCACCAACCAAGGGGAUGUGUUCAUUUGAAGUUUUGGAUGAGGAUACGAUGUCAAUAGAUAUUCCUAUUCAUGAAGCGGGAUACACCACUUCCGCUUGGUAUACAAUUUUCUUGCCCAGAGUGAGCUGCUGGAAGCCAGGACAACAUAUUUAUCUUUGUGUUCCCAAGGUCAAUAGGUUUCAGUUCCAUCCUUUCACUAUCGCAAGUUUGGAAGAAUCUGGGAAUAUGAAGUUGCUUGUUAGAAAACAAAAGGGAUUCACCAAGCGUUUGAUGACAAAAUUGAAGAAGAUGGAAGAAGUGGAAAUGUCAAAUUUUGAAGACAACGAUGGCGAAGUAGAAAAUAGAGAAAUGGGAAUUCACAAGCUCAAAGUGACUUUCACUGGACCUUAUGGUGCCAACCAUCAAAAUUUCUUGAGAUUUGAUUCUGUCCUAUUUCUUGCUGCUGGAUCUGGUGGGGCAUUUGUGUUUCCAGUUGCUUUGGCUUUGUUAAAGGAGAUAGACCUUAGGAAUUCUAAGAGCGACUUUUUGCACAGACCAAUGAAUCCCAAGAUCAAAUUGAUUUGGUCCAUUCAGAAAAAAGAAAAUAUUAGAUGGUUUGUGGAUCAAUUGCAACAGAUACUACAGUUGUCAAAUUCAAUAAAUCUUUCCGUGACCAUUUACAUUACCCAGGAAGUGGAAGAAGAGGUCGACGAUGAAAAGUUGAUGGAUAUUUUGUAUCACAGUUCUUCUAGUCAUAACCGUACACAUCUGGACGUCUCAAUAGAAUUUGUUUUCAAGAGAGCUGACGUUGCUACUCUUAUCCAGAAACAGAGCAUGAAGUUAAAUCAAUCACAAGCAUUGGCUGUUUGUUCUUGUGGAAGUCCAUCUUUCACUAAUUCUAUAAAGAUUCACUGCAAUAGUGCAAGAAAAGCAAAUGAUUCUCCAGAUAUAUAUUGUUAUACCGAGUCUUUUUAA